AGGUUCCACAAACUUUGUUUCUGAUGCCGUUAUUUUGGAAACUGCUAUUAACCCAUUUGUUCAAGGAUCUUCUGUAUCGCAUAUGGAUUUUGCAACUUAUCUAAAUACAAGUGAUUUCUUAAUGAUGUAUAAAGCGGUAGUAGGAAAAACCAUCGAGGAAUUAAUUAAGGAUGGAGGGAAUUAUCCUGGUGGGGUUAUUGGUCCAAAACUUAAAUUAAUGUUGGAAACUAUAGGGUAUACUACAGAAGACAAUCCGAAUCCAUACAAGCCAAAGCCAUUCAAAGAAGAAAAAGCAAUAUCUUCCGCUAUAAAUCGAAGAUUUUCUUUCG
Funneliformis mosseae is the source of this 329-nucleotide messenger RNA. NCBI's taxonomy places the organism in Eukaryota, Fungi, Glomeromycota, Glomeromycetes, Glomerales, Glomeraceae. The record is from the annotation of a GenBank genome assembly.